Messenger RNA from Punica granatum (pomegranate), 1005 nucleotides. The record is from RefSeq and is a predicted model, not a curated record. Lineage: Eukaryota; Viridiplantae; Streptophyta; Magnoliopsida; Myrtales; Lythraceae.
UUUCCCUCUCUCUCCGCCUGUGGCAUUGAAAAAGAUCACAGGGUGUGAGUGUGAGUGACGCUACGUUCGCUCUGCUCCUUCCUCUUUACGUGACCCCUAGAGAGAAAAACCAAAGCAAGAGAGAGAGAGAGCUCCGGUCAGUCGGCGGCGACAAACGAGAAUGGCCGCGGGAUGGGAGGGGACGGUGGUGGCUGCUCUUCUUUCGGGGAUCCUGAUGGCGGCACUGGCCUCGCCGGCCGGGGCUCAGGUGCACCACGUUGUCGGAGGCGACGUCGGAUGGGACCCCUCCUCCGACAUUGCGUCGUGGGCCGCCGGCAGGAUCUUCAGUGUCGGCGACAAAAUCUGGUUCGCCUACUCCGCAGCGCAGGAGAGCAUAGUGGAGCUGAGGAGCAAGGAGGAGUACGAGUCGUGCGAUGUAGCUAACCCUAUCAGGAUGUACAAGGACGGCAUAGAUGCGGUCCUCCUCGAGGAAGAAGGGAUCAGGUACUUUGCCAGCAGCAGGGCGGAGAACUGCAAGAGUGGGCUGAGGCUCCCUGUGGCGGUGCAUCCACCGGGGAAGCACCAGCAGCCAGUGACAAUGCAGAUCGCCGCGUCCGAGCUCAGAACAUUGGCAGGUGCUGCCGAGCCGACCUCGCCAUCCGGUUCCCACCAGCCAAGUGGACCGUCGACUCUGUUGCUCUCCUCCUUAUUCCUUGGAAUUGGGCUUUGGUAUUGGGCACUUUAGAGAAAGAGAUAUAUUCCAAGCCCAAUUACUAUAUAUUCCUCUCUCUAAAUGUGUGUACGUAUUGUCUCAAUUCCCGGUAUGUAGGUAAUUUAUUUUAUGUCUUUGGGAGACCCGGAAAACGAAGAAUUUUGUUUUAGCAUUGGAACUUCGAGGUGUGCUAAGUUCAUUUUUGUUCCGUAUUAUGUUUGUAUUUUUUAUAUUUAUUUUUUUCUGAGUGUUCCGUAUUAUGUAUUAGUAUUCAAUGGCAAUUCCUCUCAGUUCACUUGUUUAUUAAAAUUUCA